This is a messenger RNA of Mycena indigotica, 1779 nucleotides long. Its product is annotated as Pyruvate decarboxylase. The transcript has 10 exons. The coding region runs from base 1 to 1779 and encodes 592 amino acids. The record is from RefSeq and is a predicted model, not a curated record. Lineage: Eukaryota; Fungi; Basidiomycota; Agaricomycetes; Agaricales; Mycenaceae. Gene Ontology annotation, molecular function: thiamine pyrophosphate binding; carboxy-lyase activity; magnesium ion binding.
AUGGCCUCCGAAUCGUCCCUACAAGCCGAAGUAAAUCGACUUCGCCUGCAAGUCGAACACCUCCAAGUUAAAGAUGGCUCGGAACCCGUCUACAUUGGCCAAUAUCUACUCACUAGAUUGGAGCAGCUCAAAGUAACAAAAAUGUUUGGCGUGCCUGGAGACUUCAAUCUCGGAUUCCUUGAUCUGGUUGAGGACCAUCCUACAAUCGACUGGGUCGGCAAUUGCAAUGAACUUAAUGCCUCUUAUGCCGCCGAUGGGUAUGCUCGCGUGAAGGAACACUCUUUGGGCGUCGUUUUGACUACUUUUGGAGUCGGCGAGCUGAGCGCGACCAAUGGCAUUGCUGGCGCUUUCUCUGAGAUGGUCCCCGUGCUCCAUAUCGCAGGUGUGCCCAGCAUGGCCCAGCAAAAGACGAAGCCGAUGUUACAUCAUACACUCGGGGAUGGACGCUAUGACGCCUACAUCAAGGCCGCCGAAAACUUCUCCAUCUCGCAAGCCAUCCUCACCAGCAAAGAAAACGCGGCAGCGGAAAUCGACCGCGUGUUGACCGACUGCAUUACCCGCGCCCGCCCAGUCUACCUCACACUGCCAACAAAUCUGGUCUACGAGAAAAUAUCGUCUGCCCGGCUCAAGAUACCGCUCUCCCGCUUGCCGCCGCCCAAUGACCCUGAUGUCCAGACCUUCGUGAUUGACGAAAUCGUGAAGCUCGUUCAGGAGGCUGACGACGACGUUGUUGUCCUGGUCGACGCUUGUGCGAUCCGCCAUGAUGUCCGUGAAGAGGUGAACGAGCUGAUCAAGAAAACCGGUUUCCCGGUCUACUCCGCUCCGAUGGGCAAAACCUCCGUCUCUGAAAACUACGAACGAUAUGGUGGUAUCUACGUCGGUUCAAUCAGCCACCCUGAGAUCAAAGAAAAGGUCGAAUCCGCCAAACUCAUUCUCUCCAUCGGAUGCUUGAAGAGCGAUUUCAACACCGGAAACUUCACGUACUCGAUACCUACUCCUCGCACCGUUGAGUUCCACUCAGAUCAUACGAAAGUGCAGUUUGCUGCCUUUGGUGGUAUCGGGAUGAAGGAGCUGCUACCCCAACUAACCUCCCGGCUACAACCCGCCAAGCGCCAGGUUGCUGUUCCUCCCUUCACUGCCGUUCUUCCACAAGAAAACAACGACAUCAUCAGUCAGGCGUGGUUCUGGCCACGCAUGGGUCAGUUCUUCAAACCCAAAGAUGUCAUACUUGCCGAGACGGGAACGUCGAGCUUUGGUAUCUUGGAUGUUCCAUUACCCGAAAACUCUGUCUUCCUGGCGCAAAUUCUGUGGGGCUCGAUUGGUUGGACCACCGGAGCCACACUCGGUGCCGCAUUUGCUGCCCAAGAUGUCGGCCUUGGGCGGACUAUUCUCUUCAUCGGCGAUGGCUCGCUGCAAUUGACAGUGCAAGAACUUUCCUCGAUGAUACGCCAUGGUCUGAAGCCGAUCAUUUUUGUGUUGAACAACGACGGAUAUACCAUCGAGCGCUUCCUACACGGAAAAGAACGCAAGUACAAUGACAUUGCGCCGUGGAAGUGGACCGGGCUGCUUGGGGUCCUGGGUGAUGCGGAUGGCACCAAGUCCAAGUCGUAUACCGUCCACAACAAGGCAGAGUUGAGCGCCCUGCUGGACAACAACGAGUUUGCGGCGGCAGACAAGAUCCAGUUGGUAGAGGUGAUGAUGCCCCGACUAGACGCCCCCAGCGCGCUGGAACGGCAAGCCGAGUUGUCGGGGAAAACGAAUGCUUAUGUCGCGGCAUGA